Scedosporium apiospermum is the source of this 516-nucleotide messenger RNA. RefSeq lists its product as uncharacterized. The record is from RefSeq and is a predicted model, not a curated record. The transcript is spliced from 5 exons. Lineage: Eukaryota; Fungi; Ascomycota; Sordariomycetes; Microascales; Microascaceae. Bases 1 to 516 code for a protein of 171 amino acids. Gene Ontology annotation, molecular function: RNA binding.
AUGUCGAAGUUAUUUAUCGGAGGCCUAGCAUGGCACACAGAGGAGGCUACUCUGCGUCAGAAGUUCGAAGAGUUUGGCCCCGUCGAGGAAGCCGUGGUUGUUAAGGAUAGGGACACUGGCCGUAGCCGGGGAUUUGGAUUCGUUCGCUACACUCAGGAAGCGGACGCUCAGAAGGCUAUUGCAGCGAUGAACAAUGUCGACUUUGAUGGGCGAACGAUCCGCGUUGACAAGGCCUCUGACAAUGGCCCGAGAACGAACGUCGGUCGAGGCGCCGCUCCGCCCUAUAUGGGUCGUGGAGGAGGCUACGGCGCGCCUCCGAUGCCGUAUGGUGCUCCUCAAGGGUACCCGAUGCCAGGAAUGAACAUGCCGCCUCAGGUGUAUGGCCGGGGAUACCCCCAGCAGCCAUAUGGUGUGCCUCAAGGGUACCCGCCUCAAUAUGUCUACCCCGAUCCUAACCAGCCGCCGCCACAUCAAAUGCCCCAAGGGGGAAACAGCAACGGUGGUCGCGGCUACUAA